AUGAUCCGACCAGCAGGAGGGACCUCACUCCCACUUCCAUCCCCAAUGUCCUUGCCACCCAGUCACCUUGGUCCUGGCGCCCCAGUGCAGCCUGCUUUGCAGCCAUCUCACAUGCUCACUCCUCACGAUCUGGCUCGAUGGGUCACCAUUACCAAUCUACCUCGAGAGGCUAAUGAGGCAUGGCUCCGCAUGGUCUUUGCUCGCAUCUGCACUGUGCAGAGCGUAGAGCUCAACCCUCUCACUGGGCCCGGUGUGGCCUAUUUGCAGUUCGCCUCACCUGACCAUGCUCGUGCUGCUCUCACCAUGGACGGCUAUGUUGCCCUUGGCAUUACUCUUCGUGUCAGCCCUGGCAGGAACACUACCCUCCAAAACCUCUCCAUCUUCGGACGUAAGGACAGCAUGCACACAGCGUACAGCCCCACCCUCGUCGGUGAUGGCAGCCUGCCCCCCGGGACUACCCCAUCUCGUAGGAAUGGAUCGCUCUCGCUUCCUAAUCAUCGCAUCUUGGAGCAAGCUCAAUCGCCACCUCACAAGAAUCUCUACAUACUCAACUUGCCGCUUGACGCUACCAGCGAUCAGCUUGCCGCUCUCUUCAGUGCUCACGGCACCGUAGUACACUGCGUCAUACUCGCCAUGCUCGAUGCUCAGGCUCGCCGACGAGGGUUCAUCGACAUGUCAUCCCCACAAGAGGCAAAGGAAGCCAUCGAGUCUCUCAACGGCUUCGUAUGGCACGGAUACCCCAUCGAAGUCUCCUAUGCUAUCGUGCAGCGAUCUGGUGGUCCUCUCAGUGGUCCCAACAUCGUACGAAGAACGGUACCUCGCUCUCGCUGGAACUGUGGACCUCGUCGACAACCCGUUCAGCCUUCUGCGUCUCCUUCUCCCAGCAGUGGAAGCUCCGAGAGGUCUUUCAACCCGAUCAUCACCGAUGGCAUGGCCAGCUCUGGCAAUCGACUUCACGCAGCCAACGGUCCGGAGACUAGUGUCUGCAUUGAUCCUCACACUAUCUUCGUCACCGGCCUCGACCCCGUUGCUAUUCUGGACGAUGAAGACUUCGCCAACAGCUUGCGACCUUUUGGCAAGGUCGUUGCUUGCUCACUGUCUCGCGACGUCAACGGCAUGUCGCUCGGUUACGGAGUCGCUUCUUUUUCUUCGUCUGCUGAAGCAGCUAGUGCCCAGACUGCUCUCGAUGGCAAGAUUCAGAAUGGUGUCCAGCUCUCUUGCAAGAAUCUUCAUUACACGCGAAUGCCGUCCACUUCUCCACAGAUGCCUCCACUCCUCAGUCUCAGCUCUGUGGGCGGCCUCCCAGAGCGACUGAUGACUCCAACGAGCUACACUGGUGGUGCUGCGUCUGCUCCCCUCUGCGCAAGCAAGAGUGUAUCUGACUACUGGACCCGGCCUGAUGCUACGCCUUCCCCAUACGCCAAGGAGUUUCUUCCCCUCAAUCGGAGCUUCAGUGACAGUCAGCACAACCCUCACUUGGCUCAACCCGUCUACGUUGGCUUCGACCUGACUCCUGCCAGCAGCCCAGAAGACAGCCGUGAUGACAGUGGCGUCACUCAAGCCUCGAUGAAAUUGACUACGCCAUCCGAGUCUCCCGACAUCGAUGCCAAGAAGCUGUCGUGCAACAAGGAGGGAGCCGUAGCCGCCAUCAACAGUGUCUCUGCCGAUGGACUGUGGGACCCCAUCUUCAAUGAGGCUAACGGCACUGCCCGAAGGGCUCACGGCGAGCAGGGCACCGGUGUCCCGUCUUUCGGGCCCAUCGGCUCUAGCCCACCGAGGAAGGAGAUCCAGCCUCUUUCUGCAGACAACAUGAGCAAUGCAACUAGCGGGCUGGGCCUGUCGAGCCUCUCACUUGGGUCUGGGGGUCGGGAAGACCAUGCCGCUUGA
This is a messenger RNA of Microstroma glucosiphilum, 1887 nucleotides long. RefSeq lists its product as hypothetical. The transcript is spliced from 7 exons. Lineage: Eukaryota; Fungi; Basidiomycota; Exobasidiomycetes; Microstromatales; Microstromataceae. Bases 1 to 1887 code for a protein of 628 amino acids. Gene Ontology annotation, molecular function: mRNA binding. The record is from RefSeq and is a predicted model, not a curated record. Gene Ontology annotation, cellular component: cytosol.